Soboliphyme baturini is the source of this 396-nucleotide messenger RNA. NCBI's taxonomy places the organism in Eukaryota, Metazoa, Nematoda, Enoplea, Dioctophymatida, Soboliphymatidae. The record is from the annotation of a GenBank genome assembly.
AUGGCUAAAAGACCAGGCCGAGGCUUUGCGUUCGUCCUUUUGUCACUCUCGCACAAAGCCAUUUCAUGCACAAUCGAAGUGCCAUGCAAGAGAAGCCGCAGAAACCGCGUCAGCAACCUCCACAACAGAAGCAAAGUAUGUUUCCGUCAAUGCGGCGGCGCUAUGGACAUGACCGGACCUCGAAGCUGGCGUUUGCGCCCGGCGCUUGCAGACACGUUCAUCGAUCCACUGGCACGCUCCCACAUCGAGUGCAAAUGGAUACUCACAACUGUUCGCUUCAUUCAUGCAAUGCAAAACGGCCAUCGUCAGUCGACCACCGCGCAUUCGUCCACGUUUUGGCGGGUGCUGCAAGUUUCUGCACUCGACGCAACUCCCACCAGCAAACGUCGAACGUAG